Adineta ricciae is the source of this 2190-nucleotide messenger RNA. The record is from the annotation of a GenBank genome assembly. NCBI's taxonomy places the organism in Eukaryota, Metazoa, Rotifera, Eurotatoria, Adinetida, Adinetidae.
AUGGGGUUUGGACAAUCAUUACCAUCUUUUAAGUUAACGAAUUUAAAAGAGACCGAAGAAGCUUCGUUGCCUGAUACAAUUGUACGUACAAACAAUCGCAUGGUACAGAAUGUUCUACUCGUCUGGCUCGACAGUAACAUAGAUGAAAACACUUCCGAUUGCAAGAAUAGCAUAACGCAGCUACGACGUUUCGUCAAUAACAUCAAUACCUUUACUGAUAUGAACACAUGUCUAGAAUUUCUGCAAAGUAUCACGGAUGAAAAGAUUUGCAUGAUUUGCUCAGGUAUACUCGGUGAAUGUAUGGUUCCAAAAGUGCACGACAUGUCUCAAAUCGAUUCGAUCUUUAUCUUUUGUCACGAUCAAGAACAGCAUGACAAAUGGAUUCAUUCAUGGUCGAAAAUCAAAGGUGUUUUUACUAAUAUUGUUUCAAUUUGUCAUGCAGUUAAAGACGCUGUUCAUCAAUGUGAACGGAAUACGAUGUCCAUGAGUUUUAUAGCUGUAGCUAAAGACACGAGUGAGGAAAAUUUGAAUAGACUCCAUUGCUCGUUUAUGUAUACACAAAUUCUCAAAGAAAUUUUACUGACAAUGACAUUCGAACAGACACAUUUCGAACAAUUUAUCUCGUAUUGUAAAGAACAAUUCGCUGAGAAUCAAUACGAAUUAGUCAAUGUGAACAAAUUCCAGCAAGAAUAUCAUCAACAAACGCCUAUUUGGUGGUACACGUAUGAGUGUUUUCUCUAUUCGAUGCUGAAUCGUGCUCUUCGAACGAUGGACGCGGCAGUUAUUGUCAGUAUGGGUUUUUAUAUUGGUGAUCUUCAUCGUCAGAUUCAAGAACUAUAUAUACAACAGCGCAAUAAACAACAUUUCACUCUCUAUCGUGGUCAAGGUAUGUUAGAAAGUGAUUUUCUGCACUUAUGUCAAGCCAAACAUGGUCUAAUGGCUUUCAAUAAUUUUCUAUCAACUAGUCGAAAUCGAAUGGUGUCUUUAAGUUUUGCUCAGAAAUCUUGUUCAGGUCCAGAGAUGGUUGGUAUUCUUUUCGUCAUGUCGAUCGACCCUACUCAAUCAACAACACCUUUCGCUUCCAUCGAAAACGUCGGGUAUUUCGGUAAUCUCGAAGAUGAAGUUGUCUUCUCUAUGCAUACCAUAUUUCGAAUUGAGAAUAUCGAGCCAUUACCCGAUGAGCGGCGACUCUUUCAAGUGAAUCUAGCAUUGACAAAUGAGAAUGAUAAAGAACUUCAUGUACUGACUGAUCUUAUACGAGAAGAAGUUAGUGGCUCAACAGGUUGGUAUGCAAUAGGAGAACUACUAUGCAAAAUGAGUCAGUUCGGUAAGGCAGAAGAAGUGUACCGAAUCCUUCUGGGUCAUAGCGUUGAUGAGAAUGAAAAGGGAUAUAUUUACGACCAACUUGCAGCAGUGAAAUCUGAUCAAGGAGAAUAUCAAAAAGCGAUUAAACUCUAUGAAAUCGGAUUGAAAAUCAAACAGAAAACUCUUUUUCCACAUCAUCCACAUAUAGCUGCUUCUUAUAAUAACAUGGGAUCAGCAUAUCUCAAAAUAGGCCAGUUUUCAAAAGCAUUUGCCUAUUACGAGAAAGCACUUGACAUUCAACAAUGCUCACUUCCGACAGAUCAUCCAGAUAUAAGUAUGUCUUACAAUAAUCUCGGCGUACUGUAUGAUAAUAUAGGCGAUUAUUCACGCGCACUCUCUUAUUACAACAAAUCUCUUGUCAUCCGACGACAAUCAUUACCUUCAACUCAUCCUUACCUGGCCGAUUGUUAUAACAACAUCGGUAUAGUUUAUCGUAAUAUGAAACAACGCUCAAAAGCUUUGUCGUUUUAUGAAAAAUCACUAACGAUUCGACGACAAUCCUUGCCACCCAACCAUCCUGAUCUGAGUACUUCUUACAACAAUAUCGGUGAACUCUAUUACGAAAUGAAUGAUCCUUCAAAAGCACUCGCCUAUUUUCAGAUUUCCCUAGAUAUUCAACAACAGUCAUUAUCUUCAAAUCAUCCUCAUUUAGGUAUCUCGAACGGUAACAUCGGUUUAGCCUACGAAAAACUUGGCGAUUCCAAGACAGCACUUUUGUACUAUAAAUACGCAGUUGAUAUUGCACGAUCUGCAUUGCCCUCGAACCAUCCGAACCGACGGCAAUGGGAAAAAAAUCUGAAAAACAUCGAAAAGAAUCAGCCAUGA